CACAAGGGACUCGGUGCGCAAUGCGCACUACAGACGCAGUAAACGAGAGUCGUCGACACGCUUCGUCCUCUCUCUCUCGCUCUCUUACCUCGUUGGUUUUGUCCAAUAAAAGUCGAUUACGCCUAAAAGUCUCCUUGUUAGACUUUUGCUCUGGUUUCUUUACGAAUUCUGCGUGCGUUUCUUUCACAUUUACAGAUUUACUCCCCCGUCCGCUAAAAGAAAUAGAAAACUAAUUUUCUUCGGUAUAUUGAGGAUUUCUGCAUCUCGAGCAACAUCAAUGGCGUAUGUCGAUCACGCAUUCUCGAUUACAGAUGAGGACCUCGAUUUUGAGGCUUCUUAUGUCGUUCACAAUCGGCCACCCAUCAAAGAGAUCGCUCUCGCAAUCUCCCUUCUCAUAUUCGGAACUCUAGGUAUCGUUUUGGGGAUUUUCAUGGCUUACAACAGGGUCGGCGGUGAUAGAGCUCAUGGGCUUUUCUUCACGGCGUUAGGAGCGGUUCUUUUCAUUCCUGGUUUCUAUUAUACGCGGAUUGCGUACUAUGCAUAUAAGGGGUACAAAGGAUUCUCGUUCUCCAACAUACCUCCCGUGUAGAGGAAUUGAAGUGGCAGAGGAGCCUGAGUUGGUUUACUGCUUACUUGUGUACAGAUCUCUCCUGCUGAGUUUCUCUUGUUUCUUCUUCUAAUAUAGUUUUGUUUCAAUAAAAAUGUAGAUGUAGAGGCUUAUACGUGAGCAAGGGGCUUAAUGUUUUGCUUGGUUGCAAAUAUUAUACAGUAGUCCAAAGGUUCAUGUAGCCACAAAGUGAUUACUUUUGAUCAAUCAAUGUUUGUCUAGUGGGUCUUGAAUUUCUUUUGAAGCCUCUAAUUGCAAUGUACUAAAUUGAUAUUGAAGUUUAUUUUUAUACUGUAUAUCAUGUAAUCAGAACAUCUGCUCUAAUGGAUCUAUUACAUGCAUACAUGCUUGCUACUUAGCUAAGCUGUUGCACUGGGUUUUAGCUUUUA
This is a messenger RNA of Nelumbo nucifera (sacred lotus), 996 nucleotides long. RefSeq lists its product as uncharacterized. Gene Ontology annotation, cellular component: endomembrane system. The record is from RefSeq and is a predicted model, not a curated record. Lineage: Eukaryota; Viridiplantae; Streptophyta; Magnoliopsida; Proteales; Nelumbonaceae.